AUGCCUGGCGGCGGCGCGCUCGCGGCCACGUCCGAUGUCAACCGCAUCGAGGCUCCGGUCACCUUCCUGGCCUACCUGAUCUGCGCCUUCGCGUCGUUCGGGGGUAUCUUCUUCGGCUACGAUUCCGGUUACAUCAACGGUGUCACUGGCUCUGCCGUCUUCAUUGAGCUCAUCGAGGGUCCCGGCCACACUGCGCUCAGUGGUCCCCACAAUUCGCUCAUCACGGCCAUCUUGUCCGCUGGUACCUUCUUCGGCGCCAUCAUCGCUGGUGACGUUGCCGAAAUCCUCGGCCGCAAGUGGACCGUCGUCCUGGGCUGCGGUAUCUACAUUAUCGGCGUCAUUCUUCAGGUUGCUACGAAUGGCCUCGGCCUGAUCGUUGCCGGUCGUUUGAUCGCCGGUCUGGGCGUCGGCUUCGAAUCAGCCAUCGUCAUCCUAUACAUGUCCGAGAUCUGCCCGCGUAAGGUCCGUGGUGCGCUCGUCGCUGGCUACCAAUUCUGCAUCACGAUCGGUCUCUUGCUCGCGGCUUGCGUCACCUACGCAACCCAGAGUCGCCCCGAUGCAAGCUCUUACCGCAUUCCCAUUGGCAUCCAGUUCGUCUGGGGCGUCAUCCUCGGUGUUGGCCUCAUGUUCUUGCCUGACUCUCCUCGUUACUUCGUCAAGCGUGGUCGCGUUGAGCAGGCUCGCAAGUCUCUCUGCAUUCUCCGUGGCCAGCCGGCCGACAGCGAGUACGUCGAGGCCGAGCUUGCUGAGAUUAUCGCCAACGAGGAGUACGAGCGCUCUUUGAUCCCGUCUGGCAGCUGGAUCAACGGUUGGGCCAAUUGUUUCAAGGGCUCGCUCAUGAAGUCCAACUCCAACCUGCGCAAGACCAUUCUCGGUACUUCCCUGCAGAUGAUGCAACAGUGGACCGGUGUUAACUUCAUCUUCUACUACUCCACGCCGUUCUUGAAGUCGACCGGCGCUAUCGGCAACGUCUUCCUGAUCUCGCUCAUCUUUACCCUCGUCAACGUGUGCUCGACCCCAAUCUCUUUCUACACCGUGGAGAAGCUCGGCCGUCGCCCGCUGCUCGUCUGGGGUGCUUUCGGCAUGUUGAUAUGCCAGUUCCUCGUCGCCAUCAUUGGUGACACCGUCGGCUUCAACCACACCCACCCGACCCCGACCGCGGCAGACCCUACCGCGGUUACUGCAAACAACAUCGGGGCAGUCAAUGCUCAAGUCGCCUUCAUCGCCAUCUUCAUCUUUUUCUUCGCCUCCACCUGGGGUCCGGGCGCUUGGAUUGUCAUUGGCGAGAUCUUCCCGCUGCCAAUUCGCUCGCGUGGUGUCGCUCUUUCCACCGCAUCCAACUGGCUCUGGAACACCAUCAUCGCCGUCAUCACACCGUACAUGGUGAACCCCGAUGAGGGUAACCUGAAGUCCAACGUCUUCUUCGUCUGGGGCGGGUUGUGCACCUGCGCCUUCGUCUACGCCUACUUCCUCGUUCCAGAAACCAAGGGUCUUUCGCUCGAGCAGGUUGACAAGAUGAUGGAGGAAACUACCCCACGUACCUCUGCUAAGUGGAAGCCAUCCACCACCUUCGCGUCCGAUAUGGGUCUCAAGGACGGCGCGAAGCUUGAUGCCAACAUCACCGAGGAUGUUGAGCGCAAGGGAUCCAUCUUCUAA
Molecule: messenger RNA, 1656 nt
Organism: Baudoinia panamericana UAMH 10762
Lineage: Eukaryota; Fungi; Ascomycota; Dothideomycetes; Mycosphaerellales; Teratosphaeriaceae
Exons: 3
Coding region: 1-1656 (551 amino acids)
Biological process (GO): transmembrane transport; carbohydrate transport
Cellular component (GO): membrane
Molecular function (GO): carbohydrate:proton symporter activity
Source: RefSeq, a predicted model, not a curated record